This is a messenger RNA of Microcebus murinus (gray mouse lemur), 1226 nucleotides long. Its product is annotated as large ribosomal subunit protein uL5-like. NCBI's taxonomy places the organism in Eukaryota, Metazoa, Chordata, Mammalia, Primates, Cheirogaleidae. Gene Ontology annotation, cellular component: ribosome. Gene Ontology annotation, molecular function: structural constituent of ribosome. The record is from RefSeq and is a predicted model, not a curated record. Gene Ontology annotation, biological process: translation.
UUAUAAGGAAAGCCUUUAAAAUAUACAAAACAAAGAAAUAACAUAAUCUGAAUUAUAUUUAAAAAUUAUGACUACUGUGAGAAAAAUUCACUACAGAGGACAAAGGUGGAAGCAAGGAAACUAGAGGCACAGAUCACAGAUUCAUGUCAAAUGUAAAUGAUUAGCCACAGGAGAAAUAAAAUUUCCUGGACUUAAUUAAUGAACAUGGUGACCUAGACUCUCUAUUCCCUGUGAUAAGACUGUAAAAGAUGUUAGCACCUGUUACUUGUCAAGCACAACAAAAUUGUUUGUCAACAAAUUAGUCUUGACCUCAGGGAAAAAAACAAUUGUUUGCAAGGCGAAUGAUACUUCAUUUACAAAGGACUUUACAAAAUGCACAUUAAUCUUUAAAUUAUUAAUGCAAAUCAAUCCUUAACCAAAAACUUGGCAAAAUUACAAACAAAAAUUUAAAAACAUUUCCUUAAAGGCAUUACAGAGGUAAAAGCAAAGUUAAAACAAAGUAAUGGUUUACAGGCCUGGAUCUAGGAGAAAUGGCAGCCCAAGAAGGUAAACUCAAACUUUGGAGGCACUCCUCCCCUCCCCCUUCACCAAAGUAGAUAUUCAAAUGCCCAGUUAAAAAUAAGGGUAGCUGUUUCCCAUCAUGGCAGAUCAAGGUGAAAAGGAGAAGCCCAUGUGGGAACUUUGCAUCCGCAAGCUCUGCCUUAACAUCUGUGUUCGGGAGAUUGGAGACAGACUGACCCAGGCAGCCAAGGUGUUGGAGCAGCUCACAUGCCAGACUCCUGUGUUUUCCAAAGCUAGAUACACUGUCAGAUCCCUUGGCAUCAGGAGAAAUGAGAAGAUUGCAGUUCACUGCACAGUCAGAGGGGCCAAGGCAGAAGAAAUCCUGGAGAAAGAUCUAAAGGUGCAAAAAUAUGAAUUAAUAAGAAAUAACUUCUCAGAUACUGGAAACUUUGGGUUUGGGAUCCAGGAACACAUCGAUCUGGGUAUCAAAUAUGAUCCCAGCAGUGGUAUCUACGGCCUGGACUUCUGUGUGGUGCUGGGUAGGCCAGGUUUCAGCAUCGCAGACAAGAAGCGCAGGACAUGCUGCACUGGGGCCAAACACAGAAUCAGCAAAGACGAGGGCACGCGCUGGUUCCAGCAGAAAUAUGAUGGGAUCAUCCUUCCUGGCAAAUAAAUCCCCGUUUGUAUUCAAAAGGCCAAUAAAAAAAAGUUUUCAAUGAAAAAAA